Messenger RNA from Lynx canadensis (Canada lynx), 3198 nucleotides. It is a transcript of the gene SULF1, whose product is annotated as sulfatase 1. Gene Ontology annotation, molecular function: N-acetylglucosamine-6-sulfatase activity; glycosaminoglycan binding; calcium ion binding. The record is from RefSeq and is a predicted model, not a curated record. NCBI's taxonomy places the organism in Eukaryota, Metazoa, Chordata, Mammalia, Carnivora, Felidae. Gene Ontology annotation, cellular component: Golgi apparatus; endoplasmic reticulum; cell surface.
AUCUCAGGUUACUUGACUGGGAGUUCUCAGACCUCCAGUUUCAGUCCUGCCCUCAGCCUCCAGUCGGUGAGAGACACCCAGCCCCAGCAAUUGGAUUGGGCAGCCCGUCUUGACACACCACCGUGCUGAGUGCUUGAGGACGUGUUUCACCAGAUGGUUGGGGUUAGUGUGUGUCAUCACAUUCGAGUGGGGAUUAGGAGCAGGGAGGCUGUCUUGCUGGAGCUGUGUGGUCUUCUCCAAGUGAGAGUUGCGGGCAAGAGAGCUACUUUGCCUUUGGAAGCAGAGGAGGAAUUCAUUUGCUGCAGCCACAAGAAAGGCAGUUUUUUCAGGACCCCGUCUGCAGAUGGUCUGGAUAUACCUCUGAGCAUAGGAAUUGAUUCUUCAACCAGGAUACCUACUUCAAGACCUGCAGAAACCAGGAGGCUGAGACGUUUUGUCAGUUUUGCGACGUUGGACCAAACACAAUGAAGUAUUCUUGCUGUGCCCUGAUUUUGGCGGUCCUGGGCACAGAACUGCUGGGGACCCUCUGUUCGACUGUCAGAUCCCAGAGGUUCAGAGGACGGAUACAGCAGGAACGAAAAAACAUCCGACCCAACAUUAUUCUUGUGCUCACCGAUGACCAAGAUGUGGAGCUGGGGUCCCUGCAAGUCAUGAACAAAACAAGAAAGAUUAUGGAGCAUGGGGGGGCCACCUUCACCAACGCUUUUGUGACUACCCCCAUGUGCUGCCCCUCCCGGUCCUCCAUGCUCACCGGAAAGUAUGUGCACAACCACAAUGUCUACACCAACAAUGAGAACUGCUCUUCGCCGUCCUGGCAGGCGAUGCAUGAACCUCGGACUUUUGCUGUGUAUCUUAACAACACUGGCUACAGAACAGCCUUUUUUGGAAAAUACCUCAAUGAAUAUAAUGGCAGCUACAUCCCUCCUGGGUGGCGAGAAUGGCUUGGAUUAAUCAAGAAUUCUCGUUUCUAUAAUUACACUGUUUGUCGCAAUGGCAUCAGAAAGCAUGGAUUUGAUUAUGCAAAGGACUACUUCACAGACUUAAUCACUAACGAGAGCAUUAAUUACUUCAAAAUGUCUAAGAGAAUGUAUCCCCAUAGGCCCAUUAUGAUGGUGAUCAGCCACGCUGCGCCCCACGGCCCCGAGGACUCGGCCCCACAGUUUUCAAAACUGUACCCCAACGCUUCCCAACACAUAACCCCUAGUUACAACUAUGCACCAAAUAUGGAUAAGCACUGGAUUAUGCAGUACACGGGGCCCAUGCUGCCCAUCCACAUGGAAUUUACGAACGUUCUACAUCGCAAAAGGCUUCAGACUUUGAUGUCCGUAGAUGAUUCUGUGGAAAGGUUGUAUAAUAUGCUUGUGGAAACGGGGGAGCUGGAGAACACUUACAUCAUUUACACGGCUGACCACGGUUACCAUAUUGGGCAGUUUGGACUGGUCAAGGGGAAGUCCAUGCCAUAUGACUUUGAUAUCCGUGUGCCUUUCUUUAUUCGCGGUCCGAGCGUAGAGCCAGGAUCAAUAGUCCCACAGAUCGUUCUCAACAUCGACCUGGCCCCUACGAUCCUGGACAUCGCUGGGCUCGACACACCUCCCGAUGUGGAUGGCAAGUCCGUCCUCAAACUUCUGGACCCGGAAAAGCCAGGUAACAGGUUUCGAACAAACAAGAAAGCCAGAAUUUGGCGUGAUACAUUCCUCGUGGAAAGAGGGAAAUUUCUACGUAAGAAAGAAGAAUCCAGCAAGAAUAUCCAACAGUCAAAUCACUUGCCCAAAUAUGAGAGGGUCAAGGAAUUGUGCCAGCAGGCCAGGUACCAGACAGCCUGUGAACAGCCUGGGCAGAAGUGGCAGUGCAUUGAGGACACAUCUGGCAAGCUCCGAAUUCACAAGUGUAAAGGAUCCAGUGACCUGCUCACCGUGCGGCAGAGCACGCGGAACCUCUACUCUCGCGGCUUCCACGACAAGCCAUGCAGCUGCGGAGAGCCUGGCUAUCGCACCGGCAGAAGCCAGAGGAAGAGCCAAAGGCAGCUCCUGAGAAACCAGGGGACUCCGAAGUACAAGCCCAGAUUUGUCCACACUCGGCAAACACGUUCCUUGUCCGUCGAAUUUGAAGGCGAAAUAUAUGACAUAAACCUGGAAGAAGAAGAACUGCAAGUGCUGAGACCAAGAAACAUCGCCAAGCGCCAUGAUGAAGGCCCCCGGGGGCCUGGAGGCCACCAGGCUGCGGGCGACGGGGACACGAUGCUGGCAGACAGAGGCAAUGCCCUGGGCUUGCCCACCACCGUCCAAGUGACCCACAAGUGCUUUAUUCUUCCGAAUGAUACAAUCCAUUGUGAGAGAGAACUGUAUCAAUCAGCCAGAGCCUGGAAGGACCACAAGGCAUACAUUGAUAAAGAGAUUGAAGCUUUGCAAGAUAAAAUUAAGAAUUUGAGAGAAGUGAGGGGGCACCUAAAGAGGAGAAAACCCGAGGAAUGUGCCUGUAGUAAACAGAGCUAUUAUAAUAAAGAGAAAGGUGUGAAAAAGCAAGAGAAGGUGAAGAGUCAUCUCCACCCAUUUAAGGAAGCUGCUCAGGAGGUAGACAGCAAACUGCAGCUUUUCAAGGAGAACCGUAGGAGGAAGAAAGAGAGGAAGGAGAAGAAACGGCAGAGGAAGGGGGAGGAAUGCAGCCUCCCGGGCCUCACCUGCUUCACGCACGACAACAACCACUGGCAGACGGCCCCGUUCUGGAACCUGGGAUCUUUCUGCGCCUGCACGAGCUCUAACAAUAAUACCUACUGGUGUUUACGUACAGUUAAUGAGACGCAUAAUUUUCUUUUCUGUGAGUUCGCCACUGGCUUUUUGGAGUAUUUUGAUAUGAAUACAGAUCCUUAUCAGCUCACGAACACAGUGCACACAGUGGAACGGGGCAUUUUGAACCAGCUACAUGUACAACUCAUGGAGCUCAGAAGCUGCCAAGGGUAUAAGCAGUGCAAUCCAAGACCUAAGGGCCUUGAAGUCGGAAAUAAAGAUGGAGGAAGCUAUGACCUACACAGCACACGUAGGACAGAGCAGAAGAACCCACCCUUAAGCUGGUCUCACCAGGGCUAUGGGCUGACGAGAGGACAGUUAUGGGAUGGAUGGGAAGGCUAACCAGCCCAGCCUCGCUGCAGACGUCAACUGGCAAGGCCUGGAAGAUUUAUACAGUGUGAAUGAAAGCAUCUAU